AUGUUACGCGCCACGGCGGCGACUUUUCAAUGCAAAGAGCUCCGUGAGAGCUCGUCUGCACGCAGCAGCGGCGUUUUGCGUUCGAUUCAUGGCCAGGUGAACGCGCAACUGCCGUCGCAGCCGCCGCCGCCGCCGCUGGCGCCGGCGCCACAGCAGCAGCGGCAGCAGACUUCCUUCACUCGCAUCGGCGCGACGAGCUGCCCUGUUACCGCUCGAGGCGUCGCCUCGGAUGCUGCGGCGCAGAAAACGGCGAGCGGGGCAGGGGAGGAGCGGGCGCCGCCGACGAAGGAGUGGCAUUUGGUGCCGCUGGGUUACCGCCCCGCGCACGCCGUGGCUCUGCAGGAGCGCAUCGAGGAGAUGUGGGAGUCGCGCGUCGGGCGGGAGGCGCGGGAGGGAGAGGAAGGGAGGGUGGAAGGGAUGGAGAGGAGGGGCGAGGGAGCGGAGGAGAGCGGCAAGGAGGAGGAGCGGCGCGAGCUGGAGGCGCUGAACUGGGCGUUCAGUCAGCUGCCCGUGUCGGUGUUUCCAUGCCAGCACAAAGUGCUCGAGGUCCCCUCCAACGCCCGUCUGUCGGACGCUCUUCGACUGCUGCAGCAUGCGGGCCUCACAGCGGCGCCAGUCAGGGACGCGGGCGUUGGGGACGACGCACCCUUGCAGCAGCGGUACCUGGGGAUGGUGGAUGGCGCGGGCAUCGUCCUGUGGGUCAUGGGGCAGCUCAACCAAUCUUCCAUAGAGGUCCGCAUGGCGGCAGCAGCAGGAGGGGGACUGGCAGGAAUGGCGUUUGGAGGGCUGGGGGCAGCAGCACUGGGCGCGCCAGGUGUUGCCACGUUGGCAGCCAUGUGGGCGGGAUCGAUGGCGGGAGGUCUGCUGGGCGCCACGUCAGCAGAGGCGCCGGGGGAGUUGGAGGCGGGGGGAGGGGUGGAGCGAUUGAGGGUGUCUGCAGGGGGGCUGGAUCGGCUGUUGCAGGGGAAUCUGUUUCAAACUGCUAAGGUAAGCGUAACAUUUGGGGGUUGGGGGGGAGGAAGUGAAGGGGAAGUUGGGAAUGGAGGGGCAAGGGUGAGGGGUAGAGGGAGUGAGGGUGUCUGCAGGAAGGUUGGAUCGUCUGCUGCAGAAACUGCAAAGAAGCACCCCCUCUCGUCUUCUGCCCUAACAUACCUGGAGGGUUCCUUCCGCUGGCGCUCCUUUCUGCCCCACUCCUCCGACUCUGUUCUCUCCCUCAUGCUACUUCCCUCACCCUCUGUUCCGUCCAACCCUUCACCUCCCUCAAAGGUGUCUGACCUUGUGGGUUCGUUCCGCUGGCGCUCCUUCCUGCCUCUUUCCUCCUCCGAUUCAGUCCUCUCCCUCAUGCUGCUCCUUGCCAUGCCCCACCGCCCCCAAGUCCUCCCCAUCGUCACCUACCCUUCCACCUCCUCCUCUCCCUUCUCCUCCCCCUCCUCCGCCUCUCCCGCCUCCUCUUCCUCAUUUUCCUCAUCUCCCGAGCCUGCAGCUGCAGCUUCGUCAGCAGGCUCGGGGUCCACCCCGGUGCCAAGCCUGUCAGCUCUGGUGUCGCAGGCAGAUGUGGUGAAUUUCCUGGCGGAGUGUGACGGGCAGCCGUGGUUCGAGUGGGUGGCGGGGAGGAGUCUGCAGGACAUGGGGCUGCCAAGAAUGGGUGCAGGAUCGACUGUGAAGGUGGAGGAGUCAGACCCGGUAAUGGAGCCGUUCCGUCUGAUGCUGCAGCAUGACAUUGGUGGAGUGCCUGUGGUGGUACCGGGGACCAAUCGCAUUACGGCAAAUGUCAGCGCGAGGGAUGUUCUGCAGCUGCUGACGUCACCGCACCUUGCAGAGCAACACCACCUCAAGCCGCUCACGGUGGCAGAUCUGGUGCACGAUGCGCAGCGGCCGCAACACGGCGCUGCUGACGUCAUUUGGCCAAUCAUGGUGCCGCCCGUGACGUGCCACCCGUCCACGCCACUGCGCGAGGUGAUCCACGCGUUCCGGGUGGCACGCGUGCACCGCAUCUACGUCACACGGGAGCCGGACGAGGGGGAGGGAGGAGGCGUGCAGGGAGGAGAGCUGCUGGGAGUGGUGACACUGCGGGAUGCGAUUGGGCGAUUCCUGGUGCGGCAGGAGGAGGAAAGCGAGGGCAAGAGUGAAGAGAAGGGGCCAGCUCCGACCACCACUGAAGUUGGCUCGGAUGUUGGGAUGUCACUGCGCGAGGUUAUCCGCGCAUUCCGGGUGGCACGCGUGCACCGCAUCUACGUCACACGGGAGGAAGGGGAAGGAGGAGAGCUGGUGGGAGUGGUGAUGUUGCGUGAUGCAAUUGGGAGGUUUUUGGUUUGGCAGGAGGAGGAAGGGUUGAGUGGGGAGAGUGGGGAGAAGGAGGGGCCAUUUCCGACCAGCUCUGAGGUUGCAGGAGGUAACAGAGGAAAGCGAGGGGAGGAGAAGGAAGGGGAGGAAUGGGAGGGAGCAGAGAUGGCAGGCAUGCAAGCAUUCUUUGUACAUACGGCCCCAGGACUCUUCCGUUUUACAACCGGUGCUCUUUUUGCAGCACCAGUCAGACGCACGCGGGUUCAGACUGGGUUCGUUCAACCUCGUUACAGCCUGCUCACAUGA
Molecule: messenger RNA, 2589 nt
Organism: Closterium sp. Naga37s-1
Lineage: Eukaryota; Viridiplantae; Streptophyta; Zygnematophyceae; Desmidiales; Closteriaceae
Source: the annotation of a GenBank genome assembly